Messenger RNA from Hypanus sabinus (Atlantic stingray), 1309 nucleotides. It is a transcript of the gene dgat2, whose product is annotated as diacylglycerol O-acyltransferase 2. Gene Ontology annotation, molecular function: diacylglycerol O-acyltransferase activity. The record is from RefSeq and is a predicted model, not a curated record. Gene Ontology annotation, biological process: triglyceride biosynthetic process. The transcript has 8 exons. Bases 82 to 1167 code for a protein of 361 amino acids. Gene Ontology annotation, cellular component: endoplasmic reticulum membrane. Lineage: Eukaryota; Metazoa; Chordata; Chondrichthyes; Myliobatiformes; Dasyatidae.
AUUAAGGAUACAUAAUUAGUAAGAUUUAAUUAAGUGAGCACCCUAACCUGCUUAAAUCCAGAGGACAGACUACGUGAAGAUAUGCGAGCUCUACUUGCAGCCCAGUCGGGCGUCCUGAGAGGAACUGGAGAGAGCAUUCUCUCGGCAUUGAGUAACCUGCCAUCUCUUCCUUGGAUAGCCAGCUUCAAAAUCAAGCCAUUCUUGCAAAUGAUCUCUGUCUGUCAAUGGGUUCUAACGUUUCUAAUUAUGGGAGUCACCUGCACCAUAAUCUUCUUGUGCAUCUUCUUCACAAGUUGUUGGCCAAUUGCAGCUCUGUAUUUUUCCUGGCUGGUCAUUGACUGGGACACACCCAAGCAAGGAGGCCGCCGAUCUGCGUGGGUGCGGAACUGGGCUGUCUGGCGAUACUUCAGAGAUUACUUCCCCGUCAGAUUGGUGAAGACGCACAACCUCGCCCCCAGUCGGAACUACAUCUUUGGCUAUCACCCACACGGCAUCUUCUGCUUUGGAGCCUUUUGCAACUUUGGAACAGAAGCAACUGGAUUUUCCAAAAAGUUUCCUGGAAUCCGACCUUCUCUCGCCACGCUGGCUGGAAACUUCAGGAUGCCAAUUCUGCGGGAUUACCUAAUGAGUGGUGGCAUCUUUCCCGUGACCAGGGACGCUAUCGACUAUCUGCUGUCGAAGAGCGGCACUGGAAACGCAGUGAUCAUCGUCAUCGGGGGAGCAGCAGAAUCCCUGGAGUGUACUCCAGGCAGCCACGUUGUCACCCUCAAGAACCGCAAGGGGUUUGUGAAGAUCGCUUUGCAGAACGGAGCUGACCUAGUGCCUGUUUAUGCUUUUGGUGAGAACGAGGUUUACCAACAGGUCCUCUUUAAGGAAGGCAGCUGGCUGCGGGCAAUUCAGCGAAAGUUCCAGAAGCUGAUUGGAUUUGCCCCCUGUAUUAUCCAAGGUCGGGGAUUUUUCUCAAGCCGUUCCUGGGGUCUGGUUCCUUACGCAAAACCCAUCAACACAGUUGUCGGAGAGCCAAUUUCAGUGCCAAAGAUCGAGAACCCUAGUCCUGAGGAGAUUGAUCACUACCACGAGGUUUACCAGCAUUCCCUCGUCAAGUUGUUCAACAAAUACAAGAUUAAGUUUGGCCUCAGCGAAUCGGACUACCUGGAAGUGAUUUGAAGAAAUGCCUUUUUUUAAUAGCCCACAUUCAUCAGCAAUUUGACAGGAACACCCCCCCGCCCCCAACCCCAAACCCUGAACAGAGAAUUUUUGUAGCACACUCUUCACCACAGUACUACUGACUACCAACAGCCACCGACCA